UUUUUUAAUGUUUUGAGGAAGGGGCCCACAAAGGCAAAAGUGCCCGGGGCCCACAGAUGGCAUAAGGCAGCCAUGCAGAAAAGUGUGCUCCCUCAGGAUACAGUACCGAGACUCCCAGACUCUGCUACCACACACAGACCUGCCCAGUGGGGUCUGCCACCCAAGUUUCCACCCCCACCCCAAUCCAAAGAAAGCCACAAAGCUGGCCUGGUGUUGACCUUGUGGGCGGGGCUGCUUCCGGCCCAGCCCCACCUCCCACCAAGGCACUCUGUUAGGGGCGCCAAGGCAGCCCUCUGCGGGGCUCAGCCUUCCAACCCACAGCCUGCCCCUCAGCCCGCCCCCAGACUGGGUGGCGUGACCCCCCCCUACAAAAGCUCAGAGUUUCCAGCAGCAGCUUCCUCUGAGUCUGGUGCAGCUGGAGCCAGAGUUGAGGAACAGAAUCUUGCUGAGCCCUGCCCAGGCCCUCCCGCUGGGGUCAGGAAAUUUGGAGGAUGAGGCCCUUCAGCCCUGAGGUCAGCAGGGACAGGUUUCCCUAGACCCAUCCUCUGCCAUGGCAGUCCACCUGCUUCCCACCUACGCCCUCUUCCUGAGCUUGCUCAGCACGGCUAAAGGCUCCAGGAGCCCCAUGGUACCCAACCAGCCCUUCACCACCAUCUGGAACGCAAACACGCAGUGGUGCCUGGAGAAGUACGGCGUGGACGUGGAUGUCAGUGUCUUCGAUGUGGUGGCCAACCCGGGGCAGACCUUCCGCGGCCCUGACAUGACCAUUUUCUACAGCUACCAGCUGGGCACCUACCCCUACUACACGUCUUCCGGGGAGCCUGUGUUUGGCGGCCUGCCCCAGAAUGCCAGCCUUGAGACCCACCUGGCCCGCUCCUUCCAGGACAUCCUGGCUGCCAUCCCUGCAUCCGACUUUUCAGGGCUGGCGGUCAUCGACUGGGAGGCGUGGCGCCCACGCUGGGCCUUCAACUGGGACACCAAGGACAUUUACCGGCAGCGCUCCCGGGCACUGGUCCGGGAGCAGCACCCCGACUGGCCAGCUCCUGAGGUGGAGGCAGCAGCACGGAACCAGUUCCAGGAGGCUGCACAGGCCUGGAUGGCGGGCACCCUCAGGCUAGGGCAAGCACUGAGGCCUCGUGGCCUCUGGGGUUUCUAUGGCUUCCCUGACUGCUAUAACUAUGACUUUCUAAGCCCCAACUAUACUGGCCAGUGCCCACCGGGGGUCAGUGCCCAGAAUGACCAGCUGGGGUGGCUGUGGAGCCAGAGCCGUGCCCUCUAUCCCAGCAUCUACAUGCCCGCAGAGCUGGAGGGCACGGGGAAGGGACAGAUGUAUGUGCGGCAUCGCAUAGGUGAGGCAUUCCGUAUGGCUAUGGGUGUUGGGGACCCCAGUCUGCCGGUGCUGCCCUAUGCUCAGAUCUUCUAUGACUGGACGAACCGCUUUCUGCCCCUGGAUGAGCUGGAGCACAGCCUGGGGGAAAGUGCAGCCCAGGGAGCAGCAGGAGUGGUGCUCUGGGUGAGCUGGGAGAACACAAAAUCCAAGGAAUCCUGCCAGGCCAUCAAGGAGUACAUGGACACCACACUGGGGCCCUUCAUCCUCAACGUGACCAGUGGGGCUCUUCUGUGCAGUCAAGCCCUGUGCUCAGGCCAUGGCCGCUGUGCCCGGCGCCCCAGCCACCCUGAGGCCCUCCUCAUCCUCAACCCCACCAGUUUCUCCAUCCAGCUCGCUAGUGGUGGCCGGCCCCUGACCCUACAAGGUGCCCUCUCACUUGAGGAUCGGAUGCGGAUGGCUGUGGAGUUCCAAUGUCGCUGCUACCGUGGCUGGAAGGGAGCAUGGUGUGAGCAGCAGGGCACGUAGUGACUGGUCAUACACCAGGAUACACACAUGGAGCCCCCUGUUUACCUUAAAAAUAAAUUAGUUAUUUUACC
Enhydra lutris kenyoni (northern sea otter) is the source of this 1926-nucleotide messenger RNA. It is a transcript of the gene HYAL1, whose product is annotated as hyaluronoglucosaminidase 1. Gene Ontology annotation, molecular function: hyalurononglucosaminidase activity. The transcript has 4 exons. The coding region runs from base 551 to 1855 and encodes 434 amino acids. Lineage: Eukaryota; Metazoa; Chordata; Mammalia; Carnivora; Mustelidae. The record is from RefSeq and is a predicted model, not a curated record. Gene Ontology annotation, biological process: hyaluronan catabolic process; carbohydrate metabolic process.